Molecule: messenger RNA, 1328 nt
Organism: Paramacrobiotus metropolitanus
Lineage: Eukaryota; Metazoa; Tardigrada; Eutardigrada; Parachela; Macrobiotidae
Product: TM2 domain-containing protein 3-like
Exons: 4
Coding region: 251-1135 (294 amino acids)
Source: RefSeq, a predicted model, not a curated record
CCAGUUAUUUUAGUUUCAGUUUUCUGUUUUCUUCUAAAUUUUUAAAACAUUUCAAAAAUUAAUAUUUCGUCUACAAGUUUUCUCGAUCGAUGACGCAUUGUAAACUUCCAUUUAUUCAAGAGAAUUGACGCUUUCUUAUGAUCAUGGUGAAAUUCAGACAGUACAGUUUGAAAUCACACAUCGUUCCUGGUCGGAUGGAAAGCGAGGACCUAUGCUGAUACUGGAAAUCUCCUUCGUAUUUGGACCAUAAAUGCCGUGGUUUUGGCCACUUUCCGUAUCUGUAUCGAAGCUGUUAAGAAUUCUCAUGAUUACCACAGUUUGUCAUGUGCUGGACGCGGCAUCUAAAGGAAACACUCCGACAGAUCCCGCAAAUGGGAAUGGAGAACAGAAGGUGGAUAGUUCGUUCAAGAAACUGGAGCCCGAUGGACCGGAUGACAAGCCGUUAGCCCUGGGUGCUCGUCAGGAGCGAAUGCCUGCGGGAAUGCCUCCAUUCGACAGGAGUGUUCCGCGUUACUGGCCACUGGAUUGGCAUCAUUUCUUUGAACCAAACUUUAUUCCAGAACUGCCUUAUCUCCCUAUCUGCUCCGAUCCAAAUAUUCCCUGCAGGAAUCUUUCCGCUCAAUGCCUUAGCUGUGAUCUUCGGGAUAGUGACAAUUAUAACUGCACAUACGGCGAAUCAGCAUGGUACCGAUGCGAGACCAAACCCAAAGUGCAGUGCAAGGGAGAAUCCACUUUUUACUUUCCGGCCAAGUGCCGAUUUUGUUACCAAACUGAAUUCCACGAGCACACGUGCGUGUCGCCAGUGAACUGUCGAGUCGGUGGAGAUCCAUGGAAGCGUGUGCGAAAAAACUGCACAGCCAACCACGAUGUGAUAUGCUUAGGCAAUCGGAGAUUCCACAAAGCCGACACAUGCAACUUCAGUUCCGGCCAUCGCUGGUCAGUGGCCAUGAUUCUCAGCAUUACACUGGGGGGAUUUGGGGGAGAUCGGUUCUACCUGGGACACUGGCAGGAGGGUGUGGGUAAAUUGUUCAGCUUCGGUGGUCUGGGUGUGUGGACCGUCGUGGACAUCAUUCUAAUUGCCAUCGGUUAUCUGCGUCCGCGGGACGGUUCGCUGUAUAUUGACUAUGAUCUGUAAACGAACCGUUUCCGCGGCAGUUCCAUAUACUGAGUGCCCGAGUGGCAGAUAUUUUCUGAUCUAAUGUGAUAAAUAAUUUGACCUUUUAUCGUUUUCGUGUUUGUACUGUUUGCGUUUUGUUAGCUGUUUUAUGCUGUCUUUGUUCUUUCUUCGACUGAAAUCGCGCCUUACAAGUUAUAAUAAAUCUGUUCUU